Molecule: messenger RNA, 6534 nt
Organism: Stegodyphus dumicola
Lineage: Eukaryota; Metazoa; Arthropoda; Arachnida; Araneae; Eresidae
Biological process (GO): regulation of DNA-templated transcription
Molecular function (GO): RNA polymerase II cis-regulatory region sequence-specific DNA binding; DNA-binding transcription factor activity, RNA polymerase II-specific
Source: RefSeq, a predicted model, not a curated record
ACAACUGUGCACCCCGUCGGUCUGUCUGCCGGCUUCUCUCUCUCCCCACUCACGCACUCUCUCCGGAAACGUGGUUCUCCCCCUCCGGAGGUUUUUCCGAGUCCGGGAAGCUUUCAAGUCCGGGAGACAACAACGCCAUUUGGAAGCCAGCAACGAGCAAGGCCGUUCGUCUUCCGGCCGGUAGUGUCCUGGCAAUGCCGCGACCUUCUCGGGCGGCUGCCGCAGAGGAGGACGGAGUCUUCCCGUAGCCAGAUGAGGCCAAAAUGCCGAGAUCAUUCUUGGUGAAGAAAGCUAAGUACCCUGUCGAUCAUGGAAAUCGGUGGCCUUACAGGGAACCUUCGAGUCCAACGGAGGGGGCCACUGCACCACCUUAUCCGGUGUCACCACCUCAUCACUGCCUCACCGUCCGUUAUACAAACGGUUAUGUGUAUGACUUGUCCUCCCCUGAAUCCUCCAGAGAUUACGUCUACAUCGAUAAGGUUGUGGGUGAUGAGAUCGUUGGUGGGAUUGAAAUCAAGUCGUCGGAGCCUGACAAUUCUCCUCCGCAAGCAACUAAGCACCAUGUUAUCGCUUUGGAGAGAUCGGGCCCAAGCCCUUCCGGUAGCCUUAGUGACGCAAGCACGAGCGAUGUCAGCAGCGAUGAUACAAGAACCGUGACUACUCCCCAUUUCCUGUACAAUCGGCUGGAAUCUGAUGCAAGCCCUCCAGCGCCAACGUCACCUAGUGGAGUAACUGUUGGUUACACUUAUGAAGCAUUUUUUAUUACUGAUGGGAGAUCAAGAAGGAGGAAGAAUCCUAAACAGGAAGACAAUUUAGGGUCAACAGGAGGUGCUUUAGCUGACAGACCACGUUAUACCUGCGGAGAAUGUGGCAAACAUUAUGCUACAUCCUCCAAUCUGUCUCGGCAUAAGCAGACCCACCGUAGUCCGGACUCGCAACAGGCCAAGAAAUGUGAGACGUGCGGUAAGGUAUACGUGAGCAUGCCGGCCUUGGCCAUGCACCUUCUCACCCACAAUUUGAGCCACAAGUGCGCUGUCUGCGGCAAGGCCUUCUCUAGGCCCUGGCUGCUGCAGGGCCACAUGCGCUCGCAUACGGGUGAGAAGCCGUUUGGCUGUGCCCAUUGCGGUAAAGCUUUUGCUGACAGAUCCAACUUGAGGGCCCACAUGCAGACGCACUCUGCCUUCAAACAUUACGCGUGUACCCGGUGCAACAAGUCUUUUGCGCUCAAGUCCUACCUCAACAAGCAUUACGAAUCUUCCUGCUUCAAGGAGGGUUCCAAAGACUCAGUGAAUGAAACAUCUUCGACGUGCCAUCACGUUUUUGACAACAGCGACAAUUCGUCCGAUCUCAUGGAAAUCGGUACAUCACAAACUCCUUGAGGACUAAUUCAUUUGUUAGCAUCAGGCAACAGUUUAGUAAAUUUAUCGUAUUAGAUAACAACAUCUUUGGUAACAUGAAUGUGCUUAAAAAAAAUCUUGAAAUUUUUUUCGCCAUUUAGAAAUGCGUUCCGUUUAAAAUUUAAUUUAGAAUUUCGGUUAAACAAAUAUAAAAAAUUCUGAGCGGAUCUAAAGCAAAUAAAUUAAAGAAUUUAAAAUUAGGGUCAAUAUAACAAGAGGGUUUCGUACUGUUACAUAAAAUAAUUUUAGUAAUAAGCUAAGUGCAAAUACUAUGUUAAUUUUCUCAUGAUGAAGUAAUCGAACUUUUGCCCACUAUUUACAUAAUAAUGAAUUUUUUCAUCAUUGUUAAUUAGCAAAUUUUCCCAGUCCAUUCAAUGUAUUCUAAAUUUUAUAUGAAAUUGGAAAAUCUUUAUAGAUCUGUAUUAGAGAAUUAGUGAGACACAUCUUAUUGGUUUUAAUGAACUUUUAAUCCAAAAUAGAGCCACUAUACAUAGAGAUGACUCCAAAUUAUUUAAAUGUAUAAAAAAGUUUUUUUCUUUAAAUUGUAACUUUUAAAAUUACAAUUUUCAUAUAUAAGGAGUUCAGAUUUUAGAAUUUUUUAAUAAUUUAUUUGCUAGAACAAUGACUAUUCCAUUCAUGCCUGGGAUGUGGAUUGUCUGAUAUGUAUAAGAGCACUAACACUUUUAUCCAACACAUUUGAGUUGGAAAGAAAUUAUUACUUGUCCCGCAUUUAUUUGCUUUUCAAAAAAUUCAUAUAUUGGAAAACAAUAAUUCUGACAAAACCUACUGGAUUAAGGUUUGUGAACUAACAAACUGAAACUUAAUACGAAAUGUAUAGUCACAACGAAAGAACUGUAUUUUUGCUUCCUUGAAAUUUGAGUACUUGUAGAAUAGACAAAUACUACUUUUCUGAAACGUAAUUAGCACAAAACGCCAAUACGUAUGCAAACUGUGGAAUGUAAAAAUACAUGCGAUGUGUGAUGUUUGGAAAAGGAUUUACUAUUUUAUAGCGGGUACUUUUAUGAAAAAAUUGCAUGUGUUCUGAGCUAUAUUUAUAUUUCAGGAUGAAUUUUAUUACUUUGAAUAAUGUGUCAAUAUAUGAAGAUCAAGAAGCACAGUUAUUAGUGAAAAAUUUAUGUUUAUAAUGAUUUAUUUUACUAAGUAUACGUGAAGUAAUUAUUUAAAGGAUAUGCAUUACGCACAGAUUCAGAAAGGAUGACUUCGUAACAAGAAAGCAUUAUCUUAUAAUUUAAAAUUAGUAAGUUGACCAUGAACUUAGUUUUCAUACUUUUACUUUCUUUCAUUUAUAAGGCUUGCAGUAGGCAAAUAUUCCUUAUUGUAGGUUAAUAUUUUAUUGUAAAUUCAGGGUAAUUUUUAAACUAAGUUAAAUUUUUCGUUUAAAAAAAAGCAAAAGUUUAAAACAAGUACUAAAUAGUUUUUCCUAUAUAACAACAUUGCCAUUACCAUAUUUUAAUUUUAUCAAUGAAAUUACUUUAAUAAAGAUAAAAAUGUUUUGAAGCUUUGGAAAGAAAUUUAUACAUUAUAAUUAUAAUUACAUAUGACAUUAUUUCAUAAAAAGAAAUUUUAUAGCUUAAAAGUACAAAUAGUAAAUAAUUUAAAGUAAACCAAUAGCACAAAUGACUGAUUAAAUGUGCUGAAUAUCAUGAAUCUGAAAUAAAAUUUCCAUUUUGCAAAACUGUUAAAAAUUAAUAUUUGUGUUCACUUAAAAUAUCUCUAUCGUGUAGACAAUAUGAACUCAGGCGCUAGACAAUGAGAGGGUAAAUAAAUUCUCUACGUAAUAGAUGUAUUAUAUGAUGAAUCCAUUAAACAAGAGUUUUAAUUGAUUAUUCAGGACGUGUUUAAAAUGUUCUAAAUUUACUUUAAAUAAAGGAACAUUAAUGGCUGCAAAUAUGUAAACUAAUGUUGAAAAAACAAUAUUUGUUCAAUUUGAAAUAGAAGUUUAAUUACAAAUUUUAAAUUUAGUGUUAAAAUAAUUUCGUUUCUUUAGUAGAUAAAAAUAUAUAAUUUUUUUGUCUUGAAAAAUGACGACUAAUUAAUUUUCUUCUAAAUGUGUUGCGAUUUUUUUUCAAAUUUGUGCUAGAUUUAAUAUCGAUUUUAACUAUAUAAAACUUAUAUUUAACCAUAAUUUAAGAAAAAACUGCAGUCGUGUCAUUAACAACAUUUCAUCACAUAAUCACUUUUCUUAUCACUAUUACAUGAAAAAUCGUUAAAUAUUCCUCAUUUGAUUUUUAUACUGCCAUUUGAGCAAAAUACAUCUUAUACGCUUAAAAUAACAUAUAAGUUAAGAGUAAAAAUUAUUAUCUCUAAAAUAUUCUGUAAGAAACAUAGUUUCUCUAAUGCACAUGUAAAUACUUUUAGCGUUUAAUAAACACGAAAAAAUAAACAUAACAAUCGAGAUAAAACUUAAUGCAAGAACAGUAUUUGUUUUCUUAGAUAAAAACCUUUCAAUUUAUUUCCCGAAUUAAAAUUUCUUUUAAAUAUUAACUUUUCUUGCCACUUAUUUUUAAACCAAUUGUAAUAUAUAUCCUAGAAAAUAUGAAUUAAAAUUUUCCUGCUGUAUUUCUUAAUUAUCUUCAGAUUCAUGAUUAUCCUAAUUAUGUUCAGAUUAUAUUCAGAUUCAGCUGUCCUAAUUAUCUUCAGAUUCAUGAUUAAGUGAUUUGAAAAGUAAAAUAAAUAAUAUGCAUUUCGUAAAUGUAACUUUACUCAGAUAGUUUUAUUUGGAAUAUUUAUAUAUUUAUCUUCUCGCAAAAUUAUUUCAUUUUAUUCGCAUUUGACACCUUCUUAAUAAUAAGCAACUUCGAAAUGUAAAUAGUGUAAAAAAUACGCGCGAUAUAUUUAAAGAAUGAACUAACAGUACAGAUAAUUUAAUUUAACGGAGUUUCGUAAUGCAGCUCGAAUAUUGUGAAUACAUUUUUUCUUCACUUAUUUCCUCAUACUAGUUUGACUACUUAUUCAUCUGUAAAACAUGUAAAUAUGCAUAUAUAUAUAUAUAUAUGGAAAUUGUUAGACUCUUCAACAAAUGAUGUCUUUCAGUAAGAAAAUGAAUUUUUACUAAACAAUCAUUGAUCCACUCUUGCUCUUCAAAACGGCUGACUUGAAAACUAGCAGUCCACGUAUUUAACGUAUAUUAACUAAAAUCGCCGGGCAAUAUAUGCAAUAAUUUCUAGUCUGAGAACACCCAGUGGUUCUCAAAAAUAAUCGAGACCCUGUGAUCCGACUCAAUUCUUUAGCAAUAAUUUUAACAUGCAUCCUAAGUAUUUUAAUCACGCUUAAUGUAAUAAGAUCUAUGUAGUAAUUUUUACUUGAAGAGUUUGUGUUUAAAUUACACACAUUUAGAGCAUAAAAUAUUUUUAUUCCAGUCAUACCUAACAAUUAUGUGAUAUAUUUAUUUUGAAAUGUUAUUUGUUGUUAUUUAUUUUAUACGGUCUUUGUAGUUUGUUUUGUAGUUUUUAAGACAAAGUGCCGUGUCAUUUCUCAGCUACAUGUAAAUAAAUACUUAAAGAAGAUAAUAAAAUAUAGCUAUUCGCAUAAAAUUAUACCAUAUUCAAAUAUAUAUGUAUAUAUAUUUUUAAAUAAUAAGCCAUUUUAGGAUAAGAAACAAACGUUCGGUGCUUAAUAAUGCUUAUAAAAAUGUGUUAUAUGUUAAUUUAACGAAGAGCAUGAAUAUAUGCAAGCAUUUAUUUUCGGUUCUCUGUAAUGUGAAAUAAAAUUAUGUAAAAGUAUGCAUCAAGAUUUACUGAACAUGAAGUCAAACUCAUAAUGAAAUCUCCAUUGAUUUCCUUCAGACACUACCAAUAAUCUCCUCAGCGGUUAACUGUUACAUGUAUAUCAGUUAAUUAAUAAAAGAGAAAUAAUUGCUAAGUGCAAAAGUUUUAAUAGUUAAAAUCUAAAAUAAAAAACCAGGAUAAUUAUUUAAUUCCUUUCAAAACUCAGAGUAAAUAAUGUGUAUUCAAUUCAAUUUAAAACUUUAAAAAUGGAUUAAAUCCAAAAGGGAUUAUAUUCAAAUGAGAGGAAUUCGUUAAUGCACAUAUAAGUGCAGUAGCUAGUAGUUGAUAAUAAAGUAAUACUUGAGACUUAUAAAUUUAGCUCUGCAGAUUUUAAAUUUAUUACGCAAUACUUGUUGCUAAAUUUCAUCGUUUGUUGGAUUUAUAUUGCAAUGCAAUAAGAGCUCAAUUUAUUAUAUAUAUGCACACACUUAUUUAUUUAAAGUUUAAAUUAAAAGAGUAGUCAUAAUCGAACUACAUGUAAAUCUAGAAAAUCUAGUAGUCUUUUCACAUACGACAAGAAUCAAAAAAGUAAUAAUUAGCUAGGUAUUAUAACCUGAAAAACAAAACAAUUAGUCCAAUUUUUAAAGUUAAAUAAACAUUAAACUAAAUACAGGGAUAUUAAAAAAAUCUGAUAAAAAUGUAAAGGCUAUUAGAGGCGAACGAUGUAUCAUAAUUACUUAAGCAACAGUUUUUCAAAUAACUGACGAAGUGAGUUCUUUCAAAAUUAAUGAAAUCUGCAAAUAAUUCUAUUAAAAAAUAUAAAAUAAUUGAUAUUAUUAUUUUGAAAAGGAAGGAGACAUGAUCUAACUGAAUUAUCUUUUUACUGGAAGGAAAUAAAUUUUAAUUGCUAAAUAAUUAAUUCAGCAGACAGUUGUUACAAAAUAACAGAAAAUAUUUCUUACCGUUUCUCUCUGUUGAAGAACUUUAUGCUAAAUGAUAUUUAAUACUUACAAAUAAGCUUUGUUCUUUGAUCUUUAUGAUAAUAAAAUGAAGAAUCGAGUCUGUCGGAAUCGAAUGGAAUUUCAUGAAGAAAAAGAAUGUACUAAUUUUGAAAUUGAAAGUUCAUUCAUUGCUUAAAUUACUUCAAAUGUCAAUGUAUUAUGCUUGCUUGAAUGCCUACUUAGAAAAAAAAUUAGUAUUAAAGAAAAUAAAUAUUUCGCACUGUGUGAGAUAUGCCUAAUAAAGUGCAUAUAUUCGAUGCACUAGUUAUUAUUUACAGCAAUUGUCUUGAAUAGUUUAAAUUUAUAUAAAUAUUAUGUAAAUUUGCAUUAAUGAAUUUAAUGAUAAAUCUCGUUUUAUUAUUGUUUUCUGUUGUGUUUCCCUAGAUGAUAUUUUUCUUUAAACUUGUU